Molecule: messenger RNA, 759 nt
Organism: Argentina anserina (silverweed cinquefoil)
Lineage: Eukaryota; Viridiplantae; Streptophyta; Magnoliopsida; Rosales; Rosaceae
Product: KRR1 small subunit processome component homolog
Exons: 1
Coding region: 1-759 (252 amino acids)
Cellular component (GO): small-subunit processome; nucleolus
Molecular function (GO): RNA binding
Source: RefSeq, a predicted model, not a curated record
AUGUCGGGAGAUUACGCAAACCCCUCGAAGCAGAAGGUCGAGGAUAUUUUUUCUUUGUUCCAUCAAGAUGGCAUUGACACGGUCUCCUACACCACGUUCUACGAUGAGUUUUUAGAUACGGAUAAGCUGCAGAAAUCUUGGCCGGUAGUGGAGUCGGGUCUAGGGGAGUAUGGCCUUUCAUGCAAACUGGAUCUUGUCAAGGGUAAUAUGUAUGUCUCUACAACCAGAGCUACAGAAGAUAGACACAUAAUUUUCAAGGCCAUGGAUGUCUUGCGGCUUUUGUCGAGAAGUGUUCCAGUACAUUGGGCAAUACAAGUACUGGAUUGCAGUGUCCAACAUGAGAUUAUCAAGAUUGCGAAUCGAGAAGGAGGGCUUUGCAAAUUGUUUGGGAUCAAUAAGGACCAAUUUAUUGCACGGAGGAUUCUUCUCGCUGGUGUCCUAAAGGAGCUUAAUGAUCUGACUGGCUGUGGCAUUUUUCUUAAGGGAGAUACUGUUGCUGUCAUUGGUUCACUCCGCGGAAUAAAGAUGAUCUCAAAGAUUGUGGAAGGCUGCAUUGCUCAUGGUGUGCCCCCUGCCCCCCUUGUGCGGAGGAUUAGAAAGAAAAUUCAACCGAUGAAAGAUGCGAGGGUUAAGAUGACAACAGAAGUGAUGAUGAGUUUCGAGGCUUUGCGGAUUAGAAAGAAGGCUCAGCCGAUGAAAGAUGAGACAGUUAAGAUGACAAGUCAAGUGAUGCAGAGUCUGGAGGCCAUGUGUGUCUGA